Molecule: messenger RNA, 246 nt
Organism: Trichomonas vaginalis G3
Lineage: Eukaryota; Parabasalia; Trichomonadida; Trichomonadidae
Exons: 1
Coding region: 1-246 (81 amino acids)
Source: RefSeq, a predicted model, not a curated record
AUGGACGUAUUCGAGUAUCUCUUCGAAUUGAAGCAGAACAAAGUUUACACACACAAACAAUACAAAUACAUUGACAGAAUAGUUCUUUAUACAAACAAUGGUAAAUGUUAUAGAAUAGCAGUCUUUGCUGAACCAAAAUAUUUUCAUAAAGCAAAGAAAGUUGGUAUAACUGAAAUGGUGAAAGUUCUUGACGUUGACAAAAAUAUAACAACAAAACUUACAGAUAUUUCUAAAGGUAAGUUUUAA